Messenger RNA from Perca fluviatilis (European perch), 4392 nucleotides. Its product is annotated as rho guanine nucleotide exchange factor 2-like. Gene Ontology annotation, molecular function: guanyl-nucleotide exchange factor activity; microtubule binding. Gene Ontology annotation, biological process: actin filament organization; positive regulation of neuron differentiation; cell morphogenesis. The transcript has 22 exons. Gene Ontology annotation, cellular component: cytoskeleton; ruffle membrane. The record is from RefSeq and is a predicted model, not a curated record. The coding region runs from base 157 to 2784 and encodes 875 amino acids. Lineage: Eukaryota; Metazoa; Chordata; Actinopteri; Perciformes; Percidae.
CCCCGCCCCCCCGGCACACACUGCGCACAGCUCCGAGAUCGGAACCCCCGGAACCCCGAGAACCGUACCCAUCCGGGCCACUGCGGACUAACUAUCGAUCCGAGCCGAUCCGAGCCGAGCCACGGAGAUUCGGAAGCGCUCGGUCCGUCGGAGGGAAUGUCCCGGCUGCUGGAGAGCAGGAGACAGGACAGGAUGAAGGAAAUCAACCUCAAGAAUAAGGAGAAGGUGCGUCUGAAGGAGCGGGAGAAGGAGGCGAGAGAGCGAGAGGCUCGCCAUAGCAACGGUCACCUGUUCACGUCUCUGACGGUGUCAUCGACCACGCUGUGUUCCUCCUGCAACCGCAGCAUCACGGCCAAGGAGGCGCUCAGCUGCCCAGCCUGUAAUGUCACCAUCCAUAACCGCUGCAGAGACAGUCUGGCCAGCUGUGCCAAGAUGAAACAAAGGCAACAGAAGUUGGCUAUUGUCAGGAACAGUUCAGCUCUGCAGAACGUCGCCAUGAGAACUAAAACUCCGAUGAUGAAGGAGCGCCCCAGCUCGGCCAUCUAUCCGUCCGACAGCCUGCGCCAGUCUCUGCUCGGCUCGCGCCGCGUUCGCUCCGGCCUCUCGCUCGCCAAGAGCGUCUCCACCAAUAACAUCGCAGGGAUGAGUGAGGACUCUGUGGGUCUAAGGAGGAUUCUGUCCCAGUCCACUGAGUCUCUGAACUUCAGGAGCAGAACCUUGUCCAUGGAGUCUCUGACGGACGACGGUGAGUGGUGGUGGACCCCCCUGCUAGAGGACCUGCAGGUAGAGGGGAGCUGUGUCCAGGCUGACAGCUGGAGUCUGGUGGUGGAGCCGAGCUUCCUGCAGACGCUUCACAAAGACCUCAUCAAGAAACAGGACGUCAUCUACGAGCUGAUCCAGACAGAGUUCCACCACGUGCGUACGCUGCGUAUCAUGGAAGGUGUGUACCGGCGAGGGAUGCUGGAGGAAGUGAUGCUGGAGGCGGCCGUGGUCCACACCAUCUUCCCCUGUCUGGACCAGCUGCUCGAGUGGCACACCACCUUCCUGGCUCACCUGUUCAACCUGCGCAGGGAGGGGCUAACGGAGGGCAGCGAUACCAACUUCACCAUCCGCAGCAUCGGACACCUGCUGCUCACACAGUUUUCAGGGCAGUGUGCAGAGGACAUGAAGAAACUUUAUUCUGAGUUCUGCAGUCGACACCCGAAAGCUGUGAAACUUUACAAAGAAGUUUUAAGUCGAGACCGACGACUGCAGCAGUUUGUCAGACGUGCCUGUCGGGGUCCUCUGCUGCGUCGUCAUGGUGUCCAGGAGUGCAUCCUGCUGGUGACACAGCGACUCACAAAGUACCCCGUCCUCAUCCAACGAAUCCUCGACAACACCAAAGGCAGCGAAGAGGAGGCGCAGGCUCUGAGCCGAGCGCUGGUCCUCCUGAAGGGGCUGAUCAGCUCGGUGGACCAGGAGGUCCUGGAGCUGGACCGGACCAGGAGGCUGCAGGAGAUCCAGGCCCGGCUGGACCCGCGGGCCCAGGCCCAGGUCCAGGGAGGGGGGGUCUUCAGGGGGGGCGAACUGCUGAGGAGGAGACUCCUCCACGAGGGAACGCUGCUGCUGAAACUACAGGGGUCCAGGAUGAAAGAUGUGCAGGUCCUGCUGAUGUCAGACAUCUUGGUUUUCCUUCAGGAGAAAGAUCAGAAGUUCACUUUCCCUUCACUGGACAAGUCUCCCGUGGUGUCCCUGAACAACCUGAUCGUCAGAGACAUAGCCAAUCAGGAGCGAGGGAUGUACCUGAUCUCGGCCUCCACGCCUCCAGAGAUGUACGAGCUGCACGUUUCCUCCAAAGACGACCGGCGCACCUGGAUGAGCCGCAUCCAGCAAGCUGCGCUCAGAUACUGUGUUGUGUGUGUAAUACUAGCUGACAUCCAGCAGAAGGACCGGGAGGUUCUGGAGCUCCUGCAGGAGCGCGUCACGCUGUUCUCAGACCUGGUGGAGGCCACAGGGAGAGGAGGAGGAGAUGGAGGAGAAGAAGAAGAAGAAGAAGAAGAAGAAGGAGGAGGAGGAGGAGGAGGAGAUAUCACUCAGGUGGAUAAACUGAGCGAGCUGCUGCUGAACUCCAACGUCCAGAAAUCCUCCAACGGAAACCCCGAGAUCAGCAACGGUGACUCUGGUUCUCUGAAUGGCUCUUUUGAGUCGACCGGCUCCUCGAAGGACAGAAACGGCAACCAGCUGCAGGAACGGACCUUAAACCAGGAAGUGCGUCAGCGGUUGGUCAGUCUGAGCACGCAGCUUCACGCCCUGCAGGCGGCUGUGAUUCGUCAGGAUUCCAUCCUGGAGCUGUCAUUCAGAGCAGGCCCCGCCCCCACGGCCUCCGAAGGCCCCGCCCCCCGCCUCAGCCGCUCACUGUCGCGGGAUGCGGGGAUGGACGCCAACGGCGAGGCGCUGCUGCUGCGACGGCAGGUGGAGAUGCUGCAGCAGGAAGUGACACGGCUGCAACUGAGGGGGGAGGAGCCAAUCAGAGAGGGGGCGGAGCCCGUAAAAAGGAGGAGGGGCAACGGAGAGCUCAGUGAUGUCAUCAAGGGAGAACAGCAGGUGAACAGGAGGCGAGGCAGCAGGGAGUUGGAGUCCCGCCCCCUCGCUCCAUUGGCCAGUCAAGAUCCCGUCGACCAAUUAGACGGUGUCCAGGAAGGAAAUGAGGAAGAGGAAGUGACUAGGAUCUCUCCUCGCUCCGACAGUCCCAGAGACCUGCAGGACAUCCCAGAGGAGAGUGAGUGUGGAGCGGAUCCCAGUUAACCAAUCAGGAAGUAGAACCAUCACGUCAGCUGGAGCCCCGCCCACAUCGCUGGAGGGGGCGGGGCUUAUGGACUCACCACACUACAUUACCCACAAUGCCUUUGGAUAUCAACAGAUAAACUGUAUUUAAAGUAGUUUAAUGAAAACAUUUCAGAGGUUUUUAAUUUGUGUUUCUGUCUUUUGUGAAACCAAAAAAAAAAACAUUUUUUAAAUUCAGGAACAAAGUUUGUCAGGAAGUGAGAAACGCUGCGUUCACGUGUUCCUGAUCUAAAGUCCGAAAGAACGCAGCGAAAUAUUGCGUUUACUGAAAUGUGACUCAGCUUUUAAAGUUUAGUGUCGAUGAAUAAUAUACUCCAUGUUGUUGGUGUUUUUAAAGAAACAGGAAGCAGUUUGCUGUCUGCUCCUGUCUGUUAGCAUGAUAGCGUGUUAGCAUGAUAGCAUGAUAGCAUCUUAGUAUGUUAACAUGUUAGCAUAUUAGAAUGUUAGCAUCUUAGCAUCUUAGUAUGUUAAUAUGUUAGCAUAUUAGUAUGUUAGCGUGUUAGCGCGUUAUUAUGUUAGCGUGAUAGCAUGUUAGCAUAUUAGGAUGUUAGCGUGAUAGCAUGUUUGCAUAUUAUCAUGUUAGCAUGAUAGCAUGUUAGAGUGAUAGCAUGUUAGCGUGGCUGUAAACCUGAUGGUCUGCAGAGCAGAACUUUAUUGAUGUUUAAAUCACUUUGUUUGCUGCAGAUUUUCCAAAUAUUUCAUGUCAGAUUUUUACCGUGUUGCCAUGGAAACAGAUGUUUAUUACUCUGCUCUCUGGGAGUUUAUUGCUGAGUUUAAAUGAAGAAGAAGUCUCAUUAAAACGACAGCUGUUUAAAUAUAAAACACUGAAAGUUUAUCUGAAUAUUAAUCUCUUAAUAAGAAGCCAAAUUGUGUUAUUUACACAUUUAUAUUCCAUCGUGUUAAAAUCUCUUUUUUACUCCGAUCCUGAAACGGGAUCAGCUGUUUUUAUAUCAUGUGGUCCUUCGACCCGCGGCUGGGUUAGGGUUAGGGGACGUCCAACAUCUGGGACCUUAAAGUUUAACAUCUGGAAUCCAGUUUUUUUAUAUCAGAAAUAUGUCGAAAAAUAAAUAAAAAUUUUUUGGAACCAACGAUGUGAAACAUCUGAAAAUGUUCCACUCCAGGCUGUAGGUGGAGCCAGAGGAGCUGGAUUUAUUCUAAAUGACCUGCUUCAUGUAGUUCUACUGGAACAUAGGCUCAGUUUCAGCUAAUAUGACAGAAAGGUAGUUUUAUAAGACUUACCUACUGCAUCUUUAACGUUUCAUAUCUGGAACCAACGAUGUGAAAAAUCUGAAAAUGUGUAGAAAGGAACAACAGAAGUGUUGUCGUAGUAUUAGUCGACAGGAAGAGAAAGUUUAACAUGAUGACCCAGUUCCCAGAUGCUCCCAGAUGUUCCCAGAUGCUCCAGACUCUAAACUGAUCCGGAGUCAGCAGCGUCGUAUCAUAACGUAGUUUAGAAGACGGUGAACUGAAGUCGUGUCUGUAUAAAGAUUUGAUCAGAAACUGUAAAUGAUUCUCGUUGUAAGUUUAUUGUUUUUGUGUCUCGUUAUAAAUCUAAUCAGCUGGAACAGA